GUGCAGGGGACCGCGCUGCCGGGAGGAGGCCCAUGCAGUUCCGCUUCUCUCCCCUGCUUCAGUGUAACUUGUGCACGUGGAGAUGGCAGAGCAGGAGCCAACGGCGGAGCAGCUGGCCCAGAUUGCAGCUGAGAACGAGGAGGAUGAACACUCGGUCAACUAUAAGCCGCCUGCCCAGAAGAGCAUCCAGGAGAUCCAGGAGCUGGACAAGGAUGAUGAGAGUCUGCGCAAGUACAAGGAGGCGCUGCUCGGUGCCGUCACUGUGACCGCAGAUCCUAAUGCUCCAAAUGUGGUGGUGACCAAACUAACUCUGGUCUGUACAACUGCUCCUCCUGGCCCUCUGGAGCUGGACCUGAGAGGUGACCUGGAGAGCUACAAAAAGCAAGCGUUUGUGCUGAAGGAGGGUGUGGAAUACCGGAUAAAAAUCUCCUUUAAGGUGAACAGGGAGAUCGUGUCAGGGUUGAAAUAUAUCCAGCACACGUUCCGAAAAGGAGUGAAAAUUGACAAGACUGAAUACAUGGUUGGGAGCUACGGCCCCCGAGCGGAAGAGUACGAGUUUCUGACCCCCAUGGAAGAGGCUCCGAAGGGCAUGCUGGCCCGCGGCAGCUACAACAUCAAAUCCAAAUUCACAGACGAUGAUAAGACGGACCACCUGUCCUGGGAGUGGAACCUGACCAUUAAGAAGGAUUGGUAGGACUAGCCCUUCCCGAGGCCAAUCCCCAGAGAGCGCGAAUCAGACAGUGGCUACCG
Messenger RNA from Tinamus guttatus (white-throated tinamou), 750 nucleotides. The record is from RefSeq and is a predicted model, not a curated record. Lineage: Eukaryota; Metazoa; Chordata; Aves; Tinamiformes; Tinamidae.